AUGAAUGAGAGGUCAUCUCGAUCACACACGAUUUUCCGGAUUAUCUGGAGUCGAAAGAUGCCAAUCAGAAAGAUGGACCUCUGCUGUGAGCAUCUUAAAGAGGGGGCUAACAUAAACAAAUCUUUGUCAGUAUUAGGAAAUGUGAUAAGGCAACUAAGCGAGGGGAAGGAGUUUAUCAGUUAUCGCGAUUCGAAAUUGACUAGACUGCUCUCACAGGCUCUUGGCAGUAAUGCCAAAUCAUUGAUUAUCGGGAAUGUUACUUUAGCUGCAGAGGAGGAGACUAGAUCUACACUAGAAUUCGCCCAAAGCACUAAAACUGUCAAAAUAAACCGAAAGCAAACAUCUUGUCAGCUACAGAAGAGGCACUUCAAGGAUAUCAGAACUUGA
Acanthoscelides obtectus is the source of this 387-nucleotide messenger RNA. Lineage: Eukaryota; Metazoa; Arthropoda; Insecta; Coleoptera; Chrysomelidae. The record is from the annotation of a GenBank genome assembly.